Gopherus evgoodei (Goodes thornscrub tortoise) is the source of this 4050-nucleotide messenger RNA. RefSeq names its product ankyrin repeat domain 34C (gene ANKRD34C). NCBI's taxonomy places the organism in Eukaryota, Metazoa, Chordata, Testudines, Testudinidae. The record is from RefSeq and is a predicted model, not a curated record. The transcript has 2 exons. Gene Ontology annotation, molecular function: protein binding. The coding region runs from base 109 to 1713 and encodes 534 amino acids.
CGGGCGGCGGCCCCUGAACUGGCAGGAGCCCGCGGGCAGGAUGGGCCCCGUCCGGAGCAGGUGCCAGCUACCUUUGCCUUUCCCAGCCAAUAGACACUAGCUGGUGCGAUGGAUGAAGUGAUGGAGCUGCGGACGGACGGGAAUUCCCUGCUAAAGGCGGUGUGGCUAGGCAGACUCCGGCUGGCCAGACUCUUGCUGGAAGGUGGGGCCUACAUCAAUGAAAGCAAUAAGAAGGGAGAGACCGCUCUCAUGGUGGCCUGCCUCACUAAACACGUGGACCAGCAGAGUACCAGCAAAGCCCGGAUGGUGAAGUACUUGCUGGAUAACAGGGCUGAUCCCAACAUCCAGGACAAAUCCGGCAGAACAGCCCUGAUGCACGCAUGCCUCAAAGGAGCCGGGGAAGAGGUCGUUGCUCUGCUGCUGGAGAAUGGAGCAGACCCAAGCCUAGAAGAUCACUCUGGAGCAUCUGCUCUGGUUUAUGCUGUCAACGCAGAUGACAGGGACGUGCUAAAACAUCUCCUGAAAGCCUGCAAAGCUAAGGGGAAGGAGGUGAUCAUUAUAACUAUGGACAAAUCCUCGGCAGGUGCCAAACCUACCCAACAAUACCUCCACGUCCCGCCAUCACCAGAACUGGAGGAGAGGCAGGGCCCGGGCGUGUGCAUGACGCCUUUGGAGAGUGAGCUAAAAGCAUCCACUUCAGGGUCUUCAGUGGCUGCGAAGGAAGAGUCCUUCUCCCGCUUCCAUUCCGCAUGCGCCAGCGGCUGCCAGCCAGCCAAGGCCGUUCAUGAGCCCUGCUCUCCUACCAGGAAAUUCUGCAACCCCAAAAGAGCCCGUUUGCCACAGCUGAAGAGGCUGCAGUCAGAACCAUGGGGCUUGAUUGCACCUUCUGUUCUAGCCUCCUCCGCCCAUACAGAUGAGGCCAAGAAGGUGUGUACAGAUGAUGAAAUCACCCUGGGCAUCAAUGACUUAUUGCUCUCCAGAAAGGUUUCCUUACCCAGGAAUGGCAGCAGUAAGAGCAAAGACCCGUCUCUCUUCCCUUUGGUGGAUGACCAGGCUCUGAAGAUCUCACCAACUUCUGUGCCAGGAUCAAGGAAACCAUCCUAUGAAAAAGCUCAGCCCUUUCCUCAGCGCAUAGCCAGGAGGAGCGCGGUCCCCGCUGAGCUGGAGAACAUCAACUCUGCUGGCUCGGGCUCCGCACCCUUCAAAGACACCCUGCACCGGAGAAGGCUGGGCACUGCACAUUACGAUUCGGAUUCACAGCUCUACUGCGACUCCAGCUCCAUUCUGGCUGAUUCAGGGAAGGUGCCUUUGGAGAGAAAACAGCUCAACAGUUCCCAUUUGGCUUUGUUCAGUGGCUCCCAGGAAUCCCUGGACAGUGCUCCCAGCACUUCUCCUGGGAUGGUUCGCCACAGGCCACCCAAUUUGCUGGAAAGACGGGGCUCUGGAACUCUCCUGCUCGAUCACAUUUCUCAUACAAGACCAGGGCAUUUGCCUCCUUUGAAUGUAAACCCCAACCCACCAAUUCCCAACAUCGGCUCUAACAGCAAACCGUCUUCCCCGCUCGCUGGGGGCUUCAAGCCCAUGGUCCCUGCUGCUCCAAGCUCACCAAGAAGGGGCGACUGGCGAGCCAAAAAGAAGCUGCUUCGAAGACACUCGAUGCAGGUUGAGCAGAUGAAACAACUCUCCAAUUUUGAGGAAAUAGUGGCCCAGUAGUCUGUAUUUCAAUGGAUUUUCCAUGAACGUGCGCAACGUCCCUGCUCUCUCAUGCGCCGCACAGUGGGGUCCCUGCAGCUGGCACCCCCUGCUCCAGGAGGGGCAGAGCAAGGGUCUGAUUCCCACAGCCUUGCACUUUGGGGAUCUGGGCACCGGGCACCGGGGCCAAGCCAGGAGCAUUUAACACUCCCGUUGCCCAGCUGUGGAGACAACACCAAGUACAAACUGGGGAAUCAGCACCAAGUACUAAACAUGUUUCUCUGCUGCUGCCCCCAGGUCUGGGUUUGUUCGCCAGGAUGAAUCUGGUGAAGGGUUGAUUGUAGAGGAACGUAGUGUGAGACACACGAGACUUCUCCCCGAGGAACAUGAUCACCGUUCCUUCAUUCUCCAAUUCUUUGUCCUUAAUCUCUAGUCUUUCCUACCCACACGGAAACAGUCGUGGGAUUGCCAGGGCCUGUGGGGCUGGGGUAUGUCUCAAGUGCCUACAGAAACAGAGUGGAGCUUCCUGCUGCCAGGAGGAGAAAGAGCUGAGCCCCCCGACAUGCUGAACGUAUUGACAUCUGCCCUGAGCUGGAGAAGGGACACAAUUCUCUCUGCUUCCCAGAAAUUCUAGCACUUUAACUGGCCAGAUAACGGAGCAGAUCCAGUCCUGGUGACACUCCAGUGCAACCACCCAGACUGCGUGAGGGAGGAGUUUGGCCCAGCACCUUCAGAGCCACUGAGGCUGCCAGGCCAUUCCCACUGCUUGGCGGGAUGUUCUGCUGUGGGCACUGUGUUGUCUGGCGGGGGUGGAGGGGCAGCAUUUCCCAAUCUCUAGCUCGUGGGAAGGGCGGGGGCCCAGGCCAGGUGUCUUUUCUUGGGGGAGGGGCCCCGGAGUGCGGAGCAGAGCAGGGAUCAUGUAUCAGGCCGAGGACUCGUGGUGAAUUCAGCCGCGUGCUCCGCUCAAGAGGAGGUGACUGGCCAUUUAAGAAACACGCUGCUGGCUCUGUUCACAUCCAUGAGGCUCAGAGGAUUCCUACCUUGGGGCCAUCUGACUCCAGCCCCCAAAGGGCCCCCCCCGACAGCACACAGCCCUCCUGCCGCUCUUCAUGCGAGAGGCUGUGGGGAGCCCCUCGCUGGGUUCCUGGCCAGCUGCAGGGAGGUGAGUGAGGGGCUGCAGGGUCAGCCCCCACCUACUGCAUCCAUGGUGACAUAGGCAGCAAGGCCCUCACCCUCAGCUUCACUGCAGGUGCACCUGGGGCACAAAGGGGCCUCAAGCCAGUUCAGCCCAGCGCAGGGGGGCUCCUCUGGUGACAGCACAGCAGCUCCUGAUCUCUCCCUGCAGAACCCCAGCUGCCACAACAGUCCCUUGGGGCCACUGGAAGGACCAAAAAUUGGAGCAGCCUUCAGGCUGCUCUAACUCAUGCUGCGGGACCAGCCUGUUCAAGGCCAGUCUAGGCCUGGGGGAGUGUAAAGGUGCCUUGAAGCCAACACCACCACCCCUCUGAGCUGCACUGUGCAUUCUUCACCUGCAUCCAAGAACAAGGACAUUUUACUGAUCUAGCCACCCCCAUCCACUCCCAGAGUGGGGGCUGGGGCUGGUGUCACAUCAGUUUGGCAGUUACCUUCCCUGCACCAGAAGCCAAGGCUGGGAUCUUCCUAGGGCCAGCCCUUGCCCCCCAUCCCAAAAGUUGUGCUGGGAGGUAACAGGGACAGACCUGAGCUAGUGCAGUGAGGGGCUGGAGCUGCAGCUGUACUGCUGCAGGGGGAGGGGCAGCAAGGGACACCCCUACAAAAGGAGUGCCCCAGAGAGCUGUUCUUGCAGCCUAUUCCUAGCCUUGACCUUGAGCAAGUGAACAUGGGUACAUAGCCAUAUGUGGUAGAGUCCAUGCAGCCAGCUGGGCCCCCAUUCUGCUGCCGGCUCUGCACGGGCAUCCCGUUACAGGAUGAGGCCGAAAGAAAUACCAGAUGGCAGCUGCAAUGUCAGGACAGCAAGGCCGGGGGCAGGUAACCCCAUCUCAGCACUCUGCAUUCCCCAGCUCGCGGAAGCAUUUCUCCCCAUCUGCUAGUGGGGUGGAUAUGGAUGGGCGAGCGGAUUGGUUUGGCCUGUAGGUGCUGAAGCUGUUACUAACCUCAGCUAAACCUACCCUACCAGAACCUCUGCUGGAGAGGAAACGCAGCCCGAAAACUCACUCUAAUCCUGGGGUUGAUGGUUUGGAUGGUUCAGCUCCCUUAAACACGUGUCACGAGUUUACCCCCACUCAGGAGAAUGGCCACAGGCUUAGAUACAGUAACUCCUCACUUAAAGUCGUCCCAGUUAACAUUGUUCCGUUGCUGAUCAGUUAGGGAACAUGAUCA